Messenger RNA from Pseudovirgaria hyperparasitica, 1362 nucleotides. RefSeq lists its product as uncharacterized. NCBI's taxonomy places the organism in Eukaryota, Fungi, Ascomycota, Dothideomycetes, Acrospermales, Acrospermaceae. Bases 358 to 1362 code for a protein of 334 amino acids. The transcript has 4 exons. The record is from RefSeq and is a predicted model, not a curated record.
AGCAAGCAGCCUCAGCGUGUUUGAAUCUCAGUUGUGUUGGUUUUUUUUCUAGAAGCGAAAUGAAGAGUUCAUUUUACGUUUGAUUGCUAGCCGAGCGAAUGGAGAGGGGCGGAUUUCCAAACAAUAAAAAAGGGCUGAGAUUUCAAUGUCGGAUCCAGACAAAACAGAUAUGGCGGCCGGCCGGACGUCAGACAGCGAGGAGGAUUGGCUGCCGUUGUUCCUCCCUGGCCCCCGCCGCCGCUCGCUCGCUUGAAGAGACUUUUGUUUAUUUUAUUUUAUUUUAUUUUGAUCUUAUACGACGCAGAGAUUGAUUGUCAAAAGGUUCUUCUUCGUCUGUCAGACCACCUCACUCUAUGGAUGACGUACGAGGAGGAGGGCAAGGUUAUUAUCAUUCCACGUGCACGCACGCACGUGGGAUCCGAACGUUCAAACAAACUCUACUCGAUCGGUGGGUGGACGAGGCAGGCCCGGGCGCGUAAAUAUAUACGCGCGCACAGAGCACACAGAGAAGUAGGGCGGAUGGUGUGUGGGCCGGGAGUCGAUUUCCAGCGCGGAGGAGAAGGCCGAGUUUGGAAGAAGGUCCUGCAAUUUCUUCCGACGGGCGCACAGGUGGAAAGGAGCCACAGGCAAGAAGAAGCGAGUGAUGUGAUGGGUGGGACACGGCACGGCAGCGGUUGCAUGUGGCGCGCACGUCCAGUACAUGCAGUAAAAGUAGUACGUAGAUGGAGUCAUGCUGGGGCAUGGGCAUGCGUAAUUCUGGUGCUGCAGUCCGCGUGGCUAAUGAAGAAGGAAGAAGGAAAGGAAUUCGAUGCGGAUGCGUGUGCGUGUGCGAUGCGACGGGAUGCCACAGCGAAUCCUCCCCAACUUUUAGCUAAAAAGCCAACCAAGGUCCCCCCGGUGUCAAGCCUCUUCUUCGGGGGGGCAGGCAGGCAGGGGAUUUUAAAAGGUGUGGAGUGGACGGGAUUUGGCUGGGCAUUCUGUGGCGGUGCAGAUUUCAACCCAAAACAACGGGCUGCUGACCCCGCCGGCUUGGGCGCUUCUGCUCCGUCUGCUGCUGCUGCUGCUGCUACUCCCCGGCGCAGUCACUCAACCACACCUACACUCACUCUCACACACUCACCUAGCGGCCCAGCAGCUGUCACUAGCCACCCAUCCACCCACCCACCGGCCACGCUCCGAUCUUCAACCUCCUGCCGAACGACGAUCUCGACUACGAACGACUACGACCACGACCACAACCGCGACAACAACAGCAGCAACACCUUCACCAUCACCCACAUUCCUCACAACCCAUACCGCCCGGCCAGCUCACUCUCCCGCUCCGUGUUGCAGUGGCGUUUGUGUCGCACGUCUUCUACGUGA